Messenger RNA from Rotaria sp. Silwood1, 1275 nucleotides. NCBI's taxonomy places the organism in Eukaryota, Metazoa, Rotifera, Eurotatoria, Philodinida, Philodinidae. The record is from the annotation of a GenBank genome assembly.
AUGCAUACAUUUUAUGCUCUUAUUGGUUUAUUUCUCAGUUUAAUCUUCUGCAACUGUGAAAAUUUUUCUACAGAUGAUACGAGUGAAUCUAAUUUAUUAACAACUUCUUCGGAUGUCUUUCAGUCAAAUACACCUUACUCAAAUGAAACUGGUUCACACUUAAAUAAUAUUGAUGCAACUAUAUCGACUGAAACUGUUACCACAACAUCCACUUCAACUACAACUGUUACCACUACAUCGACUUCGACAACAAAUGGUGGCACAAGAAACUCUGAAAUACCAAUCACAAUGGAUAUAACAUCGAUGUCUCCCAACAAUAUAACUGAAUUCAUACCUUCUUCAGAAAAGCCGAAUUUAGGUCUUAUUCUUGGUCUUUCACUUGGCCUUGGAUUGCCAUUCCUUAUUUGUAUAACCGUUGCUAUUGUUUGUUUUCGUAAAAAAUUAAUUUCAAUUUGGCGUACAUUUCUAAAUUUUUUUCAAUAUUUUAAUACUAUUGAAUUAUUUCUAGCAACAACUACAACUACAACAACGACAAAAACUACGAGUACUACAGUUAAAUGUGUUUCACCUUAUGUCCAAGCACCUUCCGGAAAUUGUAUUAAUAUAUUAAUCGAUAUUAAUAAUUGUGGUAAGAUUAAUAAUGUAUGUCCAUCAACAUAUACAAGCUGUUCAGCUGGUCUAUGCAGUACUUUAUCAAGUAUCAAAAUAAUUAAUGGAACAUUCAUAUGGGCAGCUUCUGUCAAUGGAUCAGUCGACGAUAAAUAUUUCACUAUAACUGUACCAUUUAAUAUCACUCUUUAUAAUACGACAACAACCUCCAUCACAGUAACAACUAAUGGUGUGAUUUGUCUUCAAACUUGUUCCACUACUUUCACUGAAACUGCUCUACCUACUAGUGCAUUUUCUGGUGCAACAAUUCUACCAUAUUGGGAUGAUCUAUACAUUUAUGCAAAUACAUCACAAGGUAUAUACUAUCAAAAACAAGGCAAUGCUCCAAAUCAAACGUUCAUCGUUGAAUAUUACUGUAGCCAUUAUCAACAAUCUACUGACUAUUAUAAUUUUCAAGUCAUAUUCUUUGAAAAUAUGCCUGGUGUUGUUCAAUUUAUUUAUUAUGAGGUUACUGAUGAAGGUGCUUCUUCUACGGUUGGCGUUCAAGAUUCAAGUAGUGGUCCAUUUGUGCAAUAUUCCUUUGAUCAAGCCAGUUCUGUAACACAAAAUAUGACUCUUAUAUUUGAUACCAAUACGGGAACAUACACAAGUUCAAGUAUUGGAUAG